Molecule: messenger RNA, 1422 nt
Organism: Auanema sp. JU1783
Lineage: Eukaryota; Metazoa; Nematoda; Chromadorea; Rhabditida; Rhabditidae
Source: the annotation of a GenBank genome assembly
AUGCAGAUGAGUAUCUAUGGUGCCUUACCUGGUCCUUUAGAUGUUAUGUAUAAUGCUACUCUGGUCAAGCAUUAUGGGAUCUAUGCAGAUGAGAAAGGACUUUCGGCCGUGUCGUCUGUGAUGAGUAUUCUAACUAAGAUUGGAUUAGUUUUCUCACUUGUCUGUAUAACUCCUUUACUAGACUCCAAAGGGCGGAAAUUCGUUUCAAUCCAUCUUCGAACGGUUCUCGGAGUCACGGUUGCCGUUUGUCAAAUAUGUGCUUCACAACUUGAUUCAGCAGAGUUCUAUUUCAUAGCUCAAUUCGUCGUAGGAAUGGCUGCGGCCAUUCAAAUAAACAUGAACCAGCUAUACUUGACCGAAUGCGCACCAGACAGUCACCGAGGGUUCGUAUCUUCCGCACUCCUCUUAUCAACUCUAAGUUCAUCUGUUGUUUCCUUCUUCUUGUGCAAUCCGAACGUAUUGGGGACUGUUGAACGUUGGUAUAUUGUCUCGAUUUUCACAUUGGUUUUAUGUCUUGCUCUUUACUUUUGUACCUGUCGUUUCCCAGACUCUCCCAAAUGGCUUGUUAGCCAAGGAAGGUUAGCUGAUGCUCGGCAAUCCAUUCUUUAUUUCCACGGUAAAGAUGUAGAUGUAGACUACGUUCUGAAAUCUAUUACAAGCGAAUGUGAGCUGAAAUCUUCGCAUACAAUGAAGAUUCGAGAAGUUCUGAAAGAUGUUUCACUGAGAGCGGCCAUGGUCCUGAUAAUAGCUACUCAAUUACAACAUCUUUUAUCAGUUUCUGGCGUUGAAAUGCAGUUUUCUGUUUUGGUCAACACUCAUCUGGGAUUAACAGCUGCACAAUCACUCAACCUGAGCUUGUUAUCACGGUUCAUCAUUGCUCCAGUUCGUCUAAUAGGAACGACGUGCUUGGAUAAGAUUGGCAGAAGACCCACUUUUUUCAUUCUAGCUAUUCUAAGUUUGACGAAAGUUGGUCUGAUGACUUUCGCCCAUCUGCUGUUGGUUACGUCUGGGCCAUCUGUUAUCACCAUUUCCAUAGUCUAUAUUAACGAAUUCCUCUCCGAGUUAGUAAACGCUACUGGAUUUGCCGUCAUAAACGUCCUUCUUGUGUCUGAACUCAUUCCACCGAUGGCUAGAGUGUCAGUUAUGCAGUUCACCUUGGGAUUAGCCUUUCUCUUGUCAAUUCCUCAGAAUUGCUUUCCUUUCAUCUAUGCAACAUGGCCUCCUUUAUACUUCCUCAUGCUCAUGGUUCUUCAACCACUGCUGAUUUUUUACAUUUUCAACAAUCUUCCGGAAACAAAAGAUCGUUCAGUGUGUGACAUUGUGAACGAAUUCGAACAGGAGAUACGAACAAGAGGGUCUACCUUCCUGGAAUCUACUCAUCUUCUGCCGAAGAGUCGAGCAGGAUCGUUCUACGAUCAUUAG